This is a messenger RNA of Phalaenopsis equestris, 1367 nucleotides long. RefSeq names its product IAA-amino acid hydrolase ILR1-like 3. The record is from RefSeq and is a predicted model, not a curated record. The transcript has 6 exons. Gene Ontology annotation, molecular function: IAA-Ala conjugate hydrolase activity. Gene Ontology annotation, cellular component: endoplasmic reticulum. Lineage: Eukaryota; Viridiplantae; Streptophyta; Magnoliopsida; Asparagales; Orchidaceae. Gene Ontology annotation, biological process: auxin metabolic process. The coding region runs from base 18 to 1352 and encodes 444 amino acids.
UUCACUUCUCAAGCAUCAUGGCUGCUUCUCUCUUCCGCAGUAUCUUCUGUUGCUAUGUGUUAUUUUUCCCUCUAUUUCCUCCGCCUUCAUGUCGCUCCACAGCUGCUACGCCAACACCAAUUCCACCUUCCCUAGCUGAAAGUCUCCUGAAAGAGGCGCGGGAGCCAGAGUUUUUCAAUUGGCUGAAGAGGAUACGGAGGAGAAUCCACCAGCAUCCGGAGCUCGCCUUCAAGGAGUACAAGACGAGCGAACUGAUAAGAUUGGAACUGGAUGCCCUAGGGAUUGAGUACAGAUGGCCGAUCGCUGUGACAGGGGUUAUCGCAUCGAUCGGUUCAGGUGAGGCACCCCGGUUUGCUCUUAGGGCGGACAUGGAUGCUCUUGCUAUGCAGGAGCUCGUGAACUGGGAGUAUAAGAGUAAGGAAAGUGGGAAGAUGCAUGCUUGUGGUCAUGAUGCUCACGUGACUAUGCUUCUAGGGGCAGCUAAGUUGCUUCAACGCCAUAAGAAUGAUUUUAAGGGGACUGUGAGGCUUGUCUUCCAACCUGCAGAAGAGGGUAAAGCUGGUGCUUACCAUGUACUGCAAGAAGGGGUACUACAUGAUGUUGAAGCCAUUUUUAGCAUGCAUGUUGAUCCCACUAUACCAACUGGGACGGUUGCUUCUAGACCUGGUAUUAUUCUUGCUGCUUCUGCUCGCUUUCUGGCAACUAUUAAAGGAAAAGGUGGGCAUGCUGCUACCCCACAUAGAACAAUAGAUCCGGUUAUUGCUGCAUCUUUUGCAAUUCUCAGUCUUCAGCAGCUUGUAUCUCGGGAAUCAGAUCCUCUUGAGAGCAGGGUAGUUACGGUUGGGAUCGUGAAGGCUGGUGGUGCAUAUAAUGUUAUCCCAGAAUCUGCUACCUUUGGAGGAACCGUUAGGAGUGUAACGACCAAAGGACUGUAUAUUCUCCUUACACGUAUACGAGAGAUCAUACAAACUCAAGCCGCUGUGCACCGUUGUAUUGCCACGGUGGACUUCAUGGAGAAGACACUCAUGCCAUACCCUGCAACUGUCAAUGAUGAAGAAAUGUACAUGAAUGUGAAGAUGAUUGGUGAGGAAUUGGUGGGGGAAGACAAUGUCCAACUAAGUCCCUUAGUCAUGGGUGCAGAGGAUUUUAGCUUCUACUCACAAAGGAUGCCAAGCACAGUCUUCAAUAUUGGCACAAAGAAUGAAUCAAUUGGGGCUGUAUAUCUUCUGCACUCCCCUCAUUUUUUUCUAGAUGAGCAGGUGCUUCCAAUUGGAGCUGCUUUCCAUGCUGCAGUUGCAUUUUCUUAUUUGAAUAGUGUUGUUUCAGGGAAGGGUAAGACUCAACUUGAGUAGAUGCUUUUGGGUUGC